AACAGAUUUUUUCAGAUUAGAUGGCUGCUACGAUGGAAAAACUGGAUAAUGGUCUCACAAUUGAGAUGUUCAACACUCUUUUGCGUCGUGGCUUCGAGGAAGGUGGCGAGCAGCAGGGUGGUUCGGAGAUGGUUUCAGCAGCUGCACUGGGGAGUCCCCGGCUGUCGAAGUCGUUCGAGUACUGUCACGUGGACUCUGAGUAUGAACUGAUGAAGCAUCUGGUCUCUUUCCUCUCUCACUCCACUCUCUCGCGCACGGAGAGGAACUUCGGACAGAAGAGGUCAAGUUCUGACUUCUUGGUGAUUGAGGAGAACGAGAGGCAGGCGCAGUUGGCAGCCCUCAUCAGCCACUUGGCCAGACUGGACCACCAGGUGUUGAGGACACUCACAAGACGCAUCCUGGCAGACACCUCUCACUGGAUGUCCACCCUCUUCAAGUUUCCACAAUCCAAGUGCUACUUCCACCUGCGAGAAAUCGACGGCGUGAUUGGGGCAUGCAGAAUGGCACUACACAAACAGUACCCGUCCUUCGCACUGAACGGAUUCAAAAUAUGGCUGCCAACUACCGAGACAAUCUCGCCUGUUGAAAGUACUCCAGAAGGCGAUUCCGAGGAAAAGGGAGAUUCAACAGCAACUGGAGAUAGUAGCGAGACUGAGUCGGCCUCCAACGACAAGGAUGGAGACGGGAGUGUUUCUGGCGAGAAGAAACGGGAGCCGGAGAAGUUGCCAGUUAUUUACAUACCCCAGUGCACGUCCCCAGGGUGGGCCGAUACAUGUUUAAGACAGCUGGGUCUGCCGAUGGACUGUCUGUUCACUUUGAGCUGCAACCACCAGGAGGAGAUGUCGAAACGGUCCCACUCGAAGGACACUGAGGACAAACUGAGCGACACCAUAGAUGUGGCCGCAUUCGACAAGGCAGUCCAACAUCACAUUGCGAAUAACAUGAAGCCCCUCUUCCUACUUACACAUGCUGGCACUUGGCUGAUGGGCCAGUCGGACAAUAUCCAGGCAUUGAGUGCAAUCUGUUCCAAGUACAACAUGUGGAUGCACGUGGUGGGCAGCAACCUGGCCGCCCUCGGCAUCCUCUCCUCCUCCAUCCCCGAGUCCAUCGCCUGUGUGCCCAAAGUGGCCGACAGCAUCACUGUGCAGCCGAGAGAGUGGCUCGCAAUACCCAUGGCCCCCCGAGUCACGAUCUACAGGGACACUGAUCCCGCACUCACUGCUCCAGCGGGACUGGGAUCCGACUAUGACCACUCGGACUUGCACGUCAUUCCACUGUGGGCCAAUCUGCAGUUGCUGGGACAAGAUAAAAUCUCCUCCAUGCUGCAUUUUAACGCUUCGCUCGCUCAGCAGCUGGCUCACAAAAUCAGCAGCAUUCCACAGCUAUUUUUACUGAGCCAAUCAAGUGCCGUGUCUUCAGUCGUGCUCUUCCAAUUCUCAUUGGAAGAUGCGGAUAAGAUAAUCGCCACUCAGAAUAAGUUUAAACUGGAACCAGAAUAUCAAAUAGAUCAAGAUGCAAUCAAUAUGUGGCUUUACAAGAAACUGCGGGUGGAAACAUCGAAAGUUGUGCUGGAUCUAGUCCAAUUGUCCACCAACAUGUACCUUCGCUUCUCGCCUAACAUGUCAUCGUCACUGCGAGGAACCAACAGUGAUCAUAUCAACGAGUUGUCUCAUAUAAUGAAGAAACUCUGCACGUCAGGAACUGACACCUUGCUGAAGCGGAAAGAACUGGUCCAGAUCUUCCUGGAUACGGAAAACCACUCAGUUAUGUCUUGUAGUGUGCGCUUCGUCUCUGCACCAGAAUGGGCGGGACUGGCUGUGCUGAGGUAUGUGCCGGAGUAUUGUGAGAAACCAGUGAUAGAGGGAAUCGUAGUUCCGGAUCAAGAAGAACGCGCUCAAGAAGAGAUAGAGCGACUCAAUAAGCUGCUGUGUCAGAAAUUGUCCGAAGCGUUUCCUGAUGUCAUCAUAUCUGAAGGUUUAGUAGGGAAGCUAUGGGCUAUCAAGGUGUCCAUGGUGCCCUUCAAUUUCAACUGCUCUGAAUUCUUGAUGGAGUUCUCCAAUUCGGGAAAGAAGCUGGAAGACUCCUCUGCUUUUAUUGCGGGUUUGGGGUCUGUCGUGGAGUCUAUGAUCAGGGCAGCGAGUGAGCAGUUGCAGGAGGAGCAGACGAACCAGUUCUGGCAGGAGGGGGUGCUGAGGAACCUGCCUCUGUUCGGAGGCAUCUACUCCUGGAUACUACCCGCCGGCACAUCUCCAAUCAAAGGCAGAUCUUUCAACCUGUCGUCUGGAUCUUUGGAGAGUACGGAAUUCGUAUAUGAACACAAAUUGCAAUACCACGAAGCGCCUAACAGCCAACUGAAAAAAGUGGACGAAGAACUCCCUGCAAAAGGCGGCAAUUCGUGAAAUGAACAGUGCUGAACUGUGCCUUUAAUACUAUAACGUGGUGUCUAUUAAUCACUUUAGACAUGAUGAAAAGAAUAACUCAAGAUUGGGUGAUUUUUGGGUUCACUUGGUGUCCUGGUUUAUUACCCUCAAUGAAACGCAAUUUUUUUUUGAAUAGUGCUGUAAAAAGGAACAGCUAUUUCAAGAAUGAUUAGUAAGAUUGUUGGGGUAAUUCUUGUGUUCAUGUCAAAUGUAGUUCUGUUCACGCGUCGUUUACGUGAAGCAAAUUAUGUUAUUUUUGCAGCAAGUACUUCAAGUUACGUCAAUUUCGAAUAUGUGGAAACUUAUUUAAGUUGAAGUGCUUUUUCAUCUAAAACCUUGAUUCCGUGGCUUUUCUGGUGAACUUAGAAAUUUUGUUUCAACAUAUCUUUUACGUAAAAUAUGUAUUGCUGUAUAUAAUAAAUUCUUUCUGCGAAUUUUAUGCAAAUAUAAAUUGAAUGUGUACUAUUAAUUGCAUAUAUGAAUCAGGUUUUAAUUCACUGGAUCUUCAAUGAA
Messenger RNA from Symsagittifera roscoffensis, 2933 nucleotides. Its product is annotated as pyridoxal-dependent decarboxylase domain-containing protein 1-like. Gene Ontology annotation, biological process: carboxylic acid metabolic process. NCBI's taxonomy places the organism in Eukaryota, Metazoa, Xenacoelomorpha, Acoela, Convolutidae. Gene Ontology annotation, cellular component: intracellular membrane-bounded organelle. The transcript is spliced from 13 exons. Gene Ontology annotation, molecular function: pyridoxal phosphate binding; carbon-carbon lyase activity. Bases 21 to 2399 code for a protein of 792 amino acids. The record is from RefSeq and is a predicted model, not a curated record.